CUCUUUGCAACUAUGUUCUCCCUGCAGCAUGUGCUCCUUAUCCUUAUUUCACUGGGACAGGUCUAUUCCCAGCAAGUUCAUCAUAAUGCUGGCAGAAAAUUUCCUCAGUGGUUAACAGGACUUAUCGCAAUGACUGUCUUCCUCUUUCUAGUCCUUGUGGUCUAUGUAGCCAAGAUGUUUUGGGAUAAGAGAUCGCAAGAAAGCAUAAACAUGAAAGACAUUGAGGAGGUGGUCGCCAAUGGCACCAGCGAAUGUUGUGAGGCAAGAAAAGAAAAUCAGUACAUUUCAUGCAAUAUGAAGGAUUUAAGAUCCAGUGAACAUAUUCAUGCAUAUGAAAAUCCCAUUGAAGUCAAUGACAAUGUCCGCUCUACAGCUAUGUAACUGAUCCUGUUGGGCUCAUGGCAUGUAAACAGUGUAUACAGAGUUGCAAACAUCCCACUGACUGAUAAUAGAAUGACAAAGUAAUGUUGAAAUGUUGAAUCUCAGCUUCCCCGCCUACCUGGUAACACAGUAUAUGUAUUAACAAUUAGGCAAGGCAUUACUUCCUCAAAUGGUGUUUAUAAAUAAAGUUUCUACAGGAUUAAUGUUAGAACCUUAGCUAAAUGAAUUCCAGUCAUCUUUAGGCCAGUUCCGAAGAGAUCAAGAGCAAGAAAUCAAUUGUUUUUAAAUAACGAUAGCAAAUUUAUGGACUCAGUUCUACAUGAUACAAUUAUAACAAUGAAACAAAACCCAUAUUACUGGAGACCAUAGGUGAGUUCAUCCAUAUAUUGUAACAGUGGAUAAGUUAAGUUUCUUCCACUUCUAAGCUUGCAAUGCCAUGGAGGUCAGAGAACGACCUGCUGCAGAUCUAUUACAUAGGCAUAGCAAAUAAGAGCUCAUAUCAUAUGGAUACAACAGACUAAUCAGUUGCAGAGAUGGAGCUUCCCCAAUCUGCUGCCAUGGCACAUAGAAGGAACAUAAGAAAUGGCAUGUAAAAAGGGAUGUGCAUUUUGAUCUCUGCAUAUAUAUAUAUAUAUAUAUAUAUAUAUAUAUAUACUGGUGUGUUCGAUAUGGAAUCCAAAACCAACUAGUUCCACUCCUGCUUGUUUGUGGGCUUUAUAAUGGCCCAACAGCAGCAGUCUCAGAGAGAGGGUUUAAAGGGAACAUCGCAUUUUUACAGACUGGCCUAUUCUAAGCAACUUUUCAAGUGGUCUUCAUUUUUUAAAUACUUUAUCCAAAUAUACGCCUUCCUAUUCCUUACUGGCCUGUAAAUAAAAAUGAAAGUCACAUAUCUACAUCCACAAAAAUAUUGCGAGGCUUCGCUUUUAAUGUUGUUUAUUGCUGUUUUUCAUUCUGAUCACUUUAAUUCAAUUUUUAUUGUGACUUAAAAUUGUUGUAAGGAUGUUAACAGCUAAAUCAUUAAAAACACACAUAUGAAAACAAAUGGAAACCAA
Molecule: messenger RNA, 1433 nt
Organism: Xenopus laevis (African clawed frog)
Lineage: Eukaryota; Metazoa; Chordata; Amphibia; Anura; Pipidae
Gene: pdzk1ip1.S
Product: pdzk1 interacting protein 1 S homeolog
Cellular component (GO): membrane
Source: RefSeq, marked provisional